Molecule: messenger RNA, 7668 nt
Organism: Zasmidium cellare ATCC 36951
Lineage: Eukaryota; Fungi; Ascomycota; Dothideomycetes; Mycosphaerellales; Mycosphaerellaceae
Exons: 1
Coding region: 1-7668 (2555 amino acids)
Biological process (GO): cell morphogenesis
Cellular component (GO): cell cortex; site of polarized growth
Source: RefSeq, a predicted model, not a curated record
AUGCGAGACGUGUCGCUGACGACACUUUGCGUCGACUCAGCCGUGCCCUCGCCCGCCGAUGGAGGACGACCUGGAGCCAUCAGCACUUCCUCCUCCUCGCCCGCCUAUAGCGACCCGAACGUAAGUCCGCCACCCGAGCCGCUGCUCGUUGCGCCGCCGACCGCACAUCCACCCACGACAGGAGGAGCGUCACACGACCCUAGCCUGACGAGAGGGAGGGCCUUGAGUGCGACGAGCCCUCGCAAUGCCUCGCCGCGCGCUGUCACACCGGCCUCUGGCCACUCGCGACCUAAGCAGAGCGUCGACAUAGAGAGGAAACCGAGCCUGUCCUACGGCCAUCACAGGCAGAUGUCGAUCGUCCAUGGAGUCCAGCAUUCGCGCAAUCCGAGCCUGGCGGGGUCGACGAAUACCAGCCCGCUGAGCCCUGGAAAGAUUAUGGCUUCUGCGGUGCCGGAGACUGUUGUCCUCAAGAAGAGCCCUUCGAUGGGCACACUUCAUGCGAACGGCGUACCGAAUCCUGCCGCCAUCUCGGCGAAUCGAAGUUUUGAGAAUGGAGUUGUGCAGAGGGGUCCAGCGCGCAUGCACAGUGGGAGAGUGAAGAGGAGUCAUGAACAUCAACGGUCACAGUCAAGAGCGCAACCACCGGGGCAAGAGCUGAAGACAGUGGGAGAAUAUGCCCUACACCAUCUAUUUACAUCGUUCAUCGCGGAAGCGGACGAGAGGAUUGAGCGGUGCAUGCAGAAACCUGGCGAGCCAGAACCAAGGAUAGAACACAUUUGCGGUCCUGGAGCCGAUCCUGCCUUUGAUCAGCUCAUCUCGUCCCUAGGGCACAUCAAUCGACACAAGCCUAACAGUUUGAUCGAUUCUGUGAUCCAUUGGCGGAAGAAGAAGGCGGAUACGGCCAACAACAUGUACACCGAACUCAAGGCCAUGAGGGAUGCGCUCGGCGUGACGCAGCGAAGCAUUACGAAUGGGGCAUAUUCAACCCCUACCUCGCCACCUGCUGGGAACGAGAUUGCUCUGAUGGAGCAGCAGGUUGUCAUGGCCGAUCGCAGGUCGACUGUUUCAAUCUACAUACUCUGCCGGGUGUUGAUUGAAAUCAUUGGGCAAACGACCUUGAAAGCGCUGAAUGGACCGGAAAACAGCUUCAACACCGCAGGGCGAUUGGAAGAUGUCAUUUACGGACAGUUGCAGAGCGCGGACCCCGAGUUGCUUGCAUCGUCGCCUGUCAUCAAUGCCAACUGGGUCAUAAGAGGACAGCUCCUUGGUGUUAUGAGCGGUAUUCGAUUUGAGGAAGUCGCUGAGAGGUUCAUCAAGGAUCUUGAGGUCGCGCAGAGAAAGCUGGCUGUGAAAGGCGUAGCAGACACCAAGCUGGCAUCGAGGACGGCACUUCUUGUCCAGAGCAUGCGAUGGCUCAAAGUGCGAUCGUACCCUGACCAAGCCUGGGAGAAGUCGUGCGAGAUGCUCCAGCUGCUGGCAAGAUUCUUCUCUGAAGUCCAUGGACGAACGAUGAAACACGCAUACGCUGAGCUAUUCGAGAGUCUGCUUUUACCAAUCGCGGCGCACGCAACGUCAGCCCUCAACAUGCCCAAAUGGCGGGACGUGGUUGCUAUCCUUCAGCCAAGGAUCACCCAGAUGCUUUCGAAAGCGGACCACUGGCCCUAUGUGUAUCCUUUGCAGGCGGUCCUGCUUUGUGCUUCACCACUCGAGACCUUUGCGACCCAGUGGCUGCCACUUGUGACGUCCUUCCAGCCAAAGGCCAGAGAUAGGGCCGGCCGAUCUCACGCUCUCAAAGCCAUCUGCCGACUGGUUUGGCGGUACUUGUACCGACAUACUGAGUCGCAGAAUGCGGUGGUGAGGAAGCUCGAUGAGAUUGUCAAGCUCGUCUUUCAAGGCGGAAAGCGAGUCCUCAUCUCGACCGAUCCCAUGAUUGCAGACCCUCUUAUCCAGCUCAUUCGCAUCAUUGGGUAUAAGCAUCAAGACUUCUGCUUCCGGAACAUCAUUUUCCCCUUGAUGAACUCGGAGCUGUUCUCAGGCCCUGAGAAGGACCUCAAGAUUGAGAACCUCGAUCCAGAAAAGACGGUCAUCGCCAUUCGAGCAUUCCUUGCCAUCAUGUCUGAUCUGGAGAAGACCGAACCACCAGCAUUUCCAAUCCGCUUCGAAUGUGAUUCUCUCAUGGACGUUGCCUCGCGAUCACCUAUCACCCACCGCAGGACCCGCUCUCAAGGCUUCGCUGUGUCUGCAGGACGGACAGAGCGUCUAUCACGACCCGUAAUGACAACGAACCUUAACGACGUUGCAAAAGAGUAUUAUGUCAAAUUCUGCAAGAUGCUUGGACAGUUGACUAUCAUUUGUGACAACACCUUUGGCGGCCAGGCCGUCUUGGACGAGAAGUUUGCAUCGCAUACGCCGAAGACGCCCAUGGCAGAGGCGUUCACGUUCAACAAGAGAGACGAACUAAUGAACCCCACCGACCUACGGCAACACUAUUACGACCUCUUGCAUGUGGCUGUCGAAGCGUUGCCGCGUUGCCUUUCACCGCAUCUACCUAUCAACUCGCUUGUCAACCUCCUCUGUACGGGGACAGCUCAUGUGCAGUCACAUAUUGCCACCUCCUCGGCGCAGUCGUUGAAGUCGAUUGCGAGACAGUCACACGCCCAGCAGGUGACGAUUGGAUUCGCUCGCUUCAUCUUCAACUUCGACGAUCGCUAUGCGACGGUCUCGGAUGGCAGCUUGCUCGGGCCUGGUCACAUCGAAAACACGCUAAAGCUCUACGUUGAAUUGCUGCAAAUCUGGAUUGACGACAUCCAGCAGAGAACUCGAAAGGUUGCCGCGGAUCCAGUCGAUGAAGAAGAGCAAGGGGCUCGGCAACUCCCUCUCGAUCUUUCCGGCAUCCUCGCGCACGUUGAUGAAGUCGAGUCGCAUGGGUUGUUCUUCCUCUGCUCGCCCUCUAGGGCAGUGCGUGCAGUGGCAGUCAAUGUUCUGCGGCUCAUUACCAAGUUUGAUACUGCGCUUGGGAAACCAUGCACACGGAUCAUCAGCAUUCUCGAGGGCGGGUCGCAGCAAGUCAUUGAUGUCAAUGACGAGCGAUUGACUCUUGCGGAGCGUAGUCGACUCCAGAAAGGUCUACGGAAAAGCAAUGUCAACAGCACUCUAGUCGAGUUGUGCAGCAGCGAUGUCGCUCACGACGCCAAUCUUUGGUUCAAGGUCUUCCCGAACCUGGUUCGCUUGAGUUCAGAGAUCUGCCUCCACGCAGUCGCACUGACAAGAGAACUGGUCUGCCAACGGCUUUCUCACAGCUACAGAGCUAUUGGUGCUCUAGCAGAGACUGGCAAGCAAUCGUCCAAUGCUCUCGAAACCACCUUGAACCCGAGCAGGCCAUCAACACGGCUCAAUGGCUCGUCGCCAGAGAUUAUCAUCGAGCAGUGGAAGAUUCACUUGAUCUUUGCCUGCACCACGCUCACCAAUAUUGGCGGAGCUCCUUCGAGCAGUAGUCUUACUGUCACGAGUCAAGCGUCUUUGCACACGCGGAAGAGUUCGAAGUCGUCUGCAAAUAGCCAAGAGAAGAUCGCGUCUGCUUCUGAGCUCUUCUCGAGGGUGGUUCCGUUCCUCCAUGCCGGAAACGGUGCUGUGCGGAACGCUGCAGUGGUUGGGUUGGGAGCCACCAAUGCGACCCUGUUCCAGACUCUGCUCGAGACGCUACAGCCAUUCGUUACGAUGUGCAAUGCAGAGGCAAAGAGUUAUUUGGCCUCGCACCAGCGGAAUCCGAGCAACAAAGUCGUUCGCAAUGAACGUAUCGACAUCAUGCGGACAGAGAUCACGCAUCUGCUCAGCCUUACAUGCCCGCUACUGCAGGAUGAGAGGAUCUCAAGCGACACGUUCGUGAUGGAGUACAUGACCGACUAUACCAAGCAUUUGCGGAUCUUCCUGAGCGACACCGAGAUCCAGGGUAAUUUGGCUUUCCAAAAGUUGCGGACUCACUUCUGUGUUCUCAUAGAUGGCUUCUACGACUGUAUAAAGAAGCUGAAAGAAGGGUCUCAAUGGAUGUCGUUUCAAUCCAGACAAGCGACAUUCGCGCUCAUGGAGAAUUGGUGUGGUUUCUCGCCGAACGAACCGCAGAUACGACGGCAACAGGACCACAUCCGUCGGUCGAUCCUGGAUCGAGAAGGAGACAUGCGUAACAGAGGUAUCAUCAACUCUGCCAUCGAAAAGGAGAAGAACGAGUUGCAGUUCGCUGCCCUCAGUGCGAUGGCAUCUCUCUGUGCUGGACCUCUGCGAUUCAUCGCUGAUGGCAAGACGCUCAUGCAGUUCAACGUGCAACGAAUGUUCAGCUGGAUCAGUGCCAUCUUCGAAGCCGCCAGCGACCGCACCCAUGCAAUCGGACGAAAGGCGUUGCAAAACCUCAUCACACAUAAUGUCGAUCAGUCGUAUCUCAUGGCUCCGACGAUGAAGAUGUGCUAUCUGUCUCGCAACCCCAAGGCACUCGGGAGCUACUUUGAGGUGGUCACCAAGGUCCUUACAGACAAUACAAGCGUCACGACCCCUUUCUGGAAGAUCUUGUGUGCUGGGCUGUACACGCUUGGCAAUGAAGAUGCUCAAAUACGAAUGAAGUCGGCAAGCUUGCUACGAACACUCGAAGAGCGCCUGGGGAAGACGUCGAAACUCCAGGACCUCGACAUCAGUGUUUCUGACAAGACUACUGCGGUGUAUAAGCUCGCGCAGUUUGAGAUCUCACGCAGACUCGCUAGCCAGCACUCAGAACUCGCUUUUCAUGUGUUCUCCGAGUUCUCUAUGUACUUCAAUGAGCUGGAGCCUGAUCACCAGCGCAACAUGGUCUCAGGUAUGCUACCGUGGAUUCAGACAAUUGAGCUUCAACUUGAUCCUAAUGGAGGACCAACCGCGACGUCGUACAUGCUGCUGGUCAACCUGUUUGAGAUCACUGUCAAGAGCAGCAUCACGCUACACAACGAGAUCCAGGCGCUCUGGCAGGCACUGGCUACUGGCCCUUACGCGGGGAAUGUGCAGCUGGUCCUCGACUUCAUCAUCAGGACUUGCCUGGAGAAGAAAGAGCAGAACUUUGUCAUCUUCGCGAAGCAGAUUGUGGUCUUCUUGUCCAAGACGCCGGCAGGUGCUCGCGUUGUGGAGUAUCUCCUCAUGCACAUUUGCCCCAAGACGAUGGUCGCAGAGCGUCGCGAGGCGUCACCGCCUCCUUUGGGACUGGUUGAACUACCAUAUAUUGCGGAUCUGACGAACGUGUUACCCAGUGGUGCCAAGCAGAAUGGUCUCUCGCUCGGUCAACUCAGUAUGAUCUUGCUGGUUGAUUUGGUCGUCUCUCCAUUCCAGCUUCCUCCGGAAAAGCUGCCAGUGCUGCUGCAGGUGAUCCUUGUACAGUGGGACCAGUACGUGAGCAUCGUCCAAGACCAGGCACGAGAGAUGCUUGUCCAUUUGAUCCACGAACUUGUCAUCUCGAAGAUCGAUCCUGGCAGCACGGAGCCAGACAAAAAGUCCAUUGAAGACUUCAUCGAAUGUGUUCGACGACAUGAUCCCAAGAUUGCGUGGUCGUACACCGAUAGCGAGGUUCGUGCUGGCGAGGAGGACAGUCGUGCUGUUUCUGAGCCUAUGGGUUAUGCUGUCGACGAAGUCGUCCGCAUCUUCUCCACAACGUACCCUGGCAUUCGCGAAGAAUGGGGCAAAGUCACUAUGGAAUGGGCGACUUCUUGUGCGGUCAGGCAUGUUGCUUGCCGAAGUUUUCAGGUCUUCCGCUGCGUAUCGACAACUCUCGAUACCAAGAUGUUGGCGGAUAUGCUGGCCCGUCUGUCAAAUACGAUUGCAGACGACGAGAACCACGACUAUCUCAUCUUCUCAUUGGAGAUUCUGACGACCUUGCGAACCAUCAUCGAUGCGUUGGACCCCUUGGCUCUCCUUCAGUACCCACAAAUGUUCUGGACUACGUGCGCCUGCCUUGAUACCAUCUUCGAGAGAGAAUUCCAAGAAGGUCUCAGCAUGCUGAACCUGCUUCUCGCUAAGAUGGACUUGAGUGAUCCCGCAGUACUCAAGAUCCUCAGAGACACUUUUCCUGCCAAGUGGGAAGGUGGCUAUCUCGGAGUUCAUGCACUCAUCUACAAGGGUGUUCGCUCGAGCAAGUCCAUGGAUCGGUCUUUGCAGAUCAUGGAGAGGCUUAUCAAGCUGCCAUCGAGCGACAUUGUUGGAAGCGACGAUCGAUUGCUGUUCACUGUGCUUGCCAACCUACCGAGAUACUUGCACUAUUUCGACGAUGAUGGCGACCCGUCAUGUCUCGAGUCAGCGGAGACGCUCGCCUUUGCUGCCGAGAGUCAAAACCACGUCAGUCUCUCGCGUGUCCUCCAAAACCUUGCACAAGGAAGGUACCGGAUCGAGAAAGACUUCCUCGCGCAGUGCAUGACAGCCAUACGUACAACGUUCUUCCCAGCGCAAGAAUUUCAGAGCUUGGUGUUCUUGCUUGGCAUGGUGAACAACCAGAUCGCGUGGUUCAAAGUCAAGACGAUGCAGGUGCUCUGUGUCAUGAUCCCAGACAUCGACAUGAGAAAGCCUGAGGUCGCAUGCCAAGGACCGGACCUCAUCUCGCCGUUGCUGAGGCUUCUUCAGACGAAACAUUGCCAACAAGCACUCGAUGUUCUUGACAAUGUCAUUGACAUGACUGGCACGCCGUUGGACAACAAGCAUCUGCGCAUGAGCAUGGCUGGCUCUCAUUCAAGUCGUGCAACGCGCAAGGAGUACGACACCACGAAGAGUCUGUACGGCAUACCUGAGGAGUCUGGCUGGUCUAUCCCAAUGCCUGCAAUUCAUUCACUCCAGACAAGAACAAAUGUGCAUGCGGUCUUCUACACUCUGGCAUAUGGUGGCAUGAACGGCGUCCGGGACACGGCAAGUUCAACUCCUGAGAUCGAGUUCCACAAAGACGACUACCAAGACUCAUACUUCAGCGAGCGCACUGCUACGAUGCUGUCGGAUGACACAAGAGUGGCAGAUAGCAGCAACAUGGGCGAACUUGCUGAGAAGCUCGAUACCCUCGACGACUUCUUCGAUGAGCCCGGCGAGUCACCAUCUGGAUUCAUGCACAACGGCAUCACGAGAUAUCAUCCAGUGGAGGAGCGAGAGAAUCUCUACGAUCAACAGGCAUUACCGAUCCUUCAUCGGUCUCUCAAGCGCAAUGCCAGCAUCACGUCGUUCCAGACUGGUUUCGCCGAGCUGCGAUAUCAACCACCUCGUGAGCAGCCAAUGAAUCCAGGUGCCUUCGCUCAGACAGUAUUGCCCCCAACAAGACCAGGCAUGCACAAUCGAUCCAUCACGUCUCCAGUCAUGAGCAUGAAGAACCCAUCAAGAAGGCACAACGACCUACCUUCUGGCGAUGACACCGAAACGGAGCCCUUCUCAGACGGCGACGACGAUAUGCCAAUGAGUCGGGCGCACACCACAGAAGAACACCAUCACCAGCCGCAAUACACCAUCAAACCGAGCGGCGGUUUUAAAGCCCUGAAAUCGGGAAUCCGCAGGCUGACGAGCAGCAGCGGGAACAAAGAAGCCAGAGACGCCUUGCGAGCACAAGCAGCCGCCAGCAAAAGCCCCAAGGUCCCAAAAAUGCCCACGACAUAUCUCAGAGAGGCAGGGCCGUUUAGCGCCGAGCCGUGA